AUGGACGCACUAAACGGCAAGGAGCAGCAGGAGUUCCAGAAACUGGUGGAGCAGAAGCAGAUGAAGGACUUCAUGCGGUUGUACUCGAACCUCGUGGAGCGGUGCUUCAUGGACUGUGUGAACGACUUCACGUCGUCCAAACUGACGAACAAAGAGCAGAGCUGCAUCAUGAAGUGUUCUGAGAAGUUCCUGAAGCACAGCGAGCGUGUCGGCCAGCGGUUCCAAGAGCAAAACGCCGCGAUGGGCCAAGGCCUGAACCGUUAA
Huiozyma naganishii CBS 8797 is the source of this 264-nucleotide messenger RNA. It is a transcript of the gene TIM9, whose product is annotated as protein transporter TIM9. Lineage: Eukaryota; Fungi; Ascomycota; Saccharomycetes; Saccharomycetales; Saccharomycetaceae. The transcript has a single exon. Bases 1 to 264 code for a protein of 87 amino acids. The record is from RefSeq and is a predicted model, not a curated record.